GACGACGACGACGACGACUGCGUUGGCCCAAGCGGAAGCAGCUAUACGAGUGAGUGAAGCUAUUCGAUCGAUUUUCGAGCCGGCUAGCAGCUCGCUACGCGCGCGUUUAACGCCAUCGGUUUUCCAUCGGUUUUUCAGAGGUACCUCGAGGACGAGCGGGCGACCAAUCAUCCGGAGAUAGUCGGCGUUGCCUGGAUACAGAGCAACGAGCGUUUGAACGUCUGGAGGAGGAUCCACCUGCUGCUGCGAGAUCGAAAGCUCUGUCAAACGAAAAAGUACGGCAAGCAACUCAGGGAAAACUACAGAGCCUUCAAGAACAAACAGUGCGAGCAACAAACCGACGGUCCGAAGGAUCGAUACGUCAACUACAACGUGUCCAACGAAUCGGUACGGUCUCGCGUGGCCAUGGACUUUACCGGCAGCGUAGGGAGGAUCGUCGACGACCCGAAGGAGGCGAAGAACAUCGCCGAGAACGAGGGUGUAAACUGGCGGCGCACCUGGAGGCCGUUCUCGCGACCGCCGCCGAGUUGCGCGGUGGUCAGGCUCCACGGCCUCGACGACGGUAUCCACGUUCUGCAACCGUGGUUCCACAGAGGGCUCAAGAGAGACAUCGCCGCGGCGAUCGUCCGUGACCAGGGCUCCGUCGACGGGUUUUCGACGAACGUUGCAACUGCUGGCUGUACACCCUGGACAAAGGCGUGACUAGGUUCUACGAUCUGCUGCAGCUGAUCGAGUUCUACCAGUUGAACGCGGGCUGCCUGCCCACCCGGUUGACCCAUUACGUGCAAAACGGCGUGCCGGAGAUGCUGCCGUUGCCGGUCCCGGUGCCGUUGUCGCAGUCUGACGACGGCGGUUCGCCACCGUCGCCGACGGAGCUCGAUCAGACGACUACGACUACGACGACUACGACUACGACGACGACGACGACGACCGACAGCGGUGGCGGCGGUGGCGGCGGCGGCGGUGGCGGCGGCGGCGGCGGUAGCAGCGACACGGCCGGUAACAACAACGUUGUCGAGCUCUCCAGCAACAACGCAGCCAACGCCGCCUCGUCCAACAUCGGCGUCGGUCACAAGAGCAUC
This is a messenger RNA of Heterotrigona itama, 1082 nucleotides long. The record is from the annotation of a GenBank genome assembly. NCBI's taxonomy places the organism in Eukaryota, Metazoa, Arthropoda, Insecta, Hymenoptera, Apidae.